Messenger RNA from Linum trigynum, 3126 nucleotides. Lineage: Eukaryota; Viridiplantae; Streptophyta; Magnoliopsida; Malpighiales; Linaceae. The record is from the annotation of a GenBank genome assembly.
AUGGCGAACGGAUUGGAGGCGAAGGAAGUCCUUGGGGCGAAGGUCCGGUCGGGUUUGAAACGGGAGUUUGCCUUCGCGUUCAGGUCACAAUCAGAGAUCAGCGCCGGGUCGCUGGGGCGGACCAGAGCCAGGACGCCGACGGCGACGACGACGACGCUCAGCGGCGGCGGAGUAGGAGGAGUGAAAGGAGAGGAUGGGGUCUCCCCUGGCAAUGCGACUGUGGUGGAGUUCAAAAGAUACAAGAGAAUGAAGCGUGGAGGAGCUGCGGCGGCAGUGAAGGAGGCGAGUGUUCGUGAUUUGAAGGCCAAGGAGGCAGUGGAAGUAGCUGGCGAAGAGGAGGCCAAGAGUGACGUGGUGGAACUGGGCAGCGGUGACGAGGAGAUUGUGUCCGUGCACCACGUGUCUGCCGCUGCAGCGGUAGGGCAAGGGAAGAGUGGCGAUGUGGCUACUUCGAUGGAGGAAAAGGCCGCCAGUGGUACAUGCAAGGAACGGACCACCGCCCAGAAGCUUCACAUUGUAAUGGGUUUAUCUGCGCAAGGGACGAGUAUCUCACUUCCAGUUUUGAUGGAGCACGAUGGUUUAUGUAAAGAGAUGGAUGGGGGUACGGGUAGGAAUUUGAAUUCUAAACAUAACCAAAUCUGCGAGGAAGGAACUAGUGGAUUGGCCGGCGGUUUGGUCAACGGUAAAGGUGAUGCCAAACAGUCAAGCCCUGUUUCGGUCAAAAAGGAUGAUUGCAACAGCAGUAUGGUGGAGGAGAAGGCCUUGAGGAGGUUUACAAGGUCAGCCCUGAAGCCAAGAACUGAGGAAUUUGUGGAUUCAGGGUUAAAUAAUGAUAGCACGAAAGUCAAAUGUAGUUCUCAAACUAAACUGGGUGAUGGAGGCAAGGUUUGCCAAGACGGAACUAGUGUGCCAUCCACUGUUCUGGUCGAGUUUGAUGAUAGCAGUAAUGGCAAGGCAGAGCAGAAGCCUUUUAGGAGGUUUACAAGAUCAGCCCUAAAGCCAAAAUCUGAGACGACGGUCGCAAAUGCUCAGCCAAAAGAUGGGUCGAGCGUUGAUAACCUCGCUGAGGAUGAAGUCGAUGAUGCAAUGCCUACCAGUUCUGCUUCAGCUAAUGGAUUGAUGAGAAGUUCAUCUAAGCAAUUCCCAUCUAGGUUGAAGGAUCUGCUUGAUUCUGGUAUCUUGGAGGGACAACAUGUCAAUUAUAUACGGAGCGCUAAGGUAAGAGAAUCUGGAGAGACAGGGCUAUCUGGAAUGAUUGUGGGAUCAUCAAUUCUAUGCUUUUGUGACCGCUGCGGAGGAAAAGAGACUGUGACGCCUGCAACAUUCGAGCUGCAUGCUGGCAGUACGAAUAAGCGUCCACCAGAGUAUAUUUUCCUCAAGAGUGGGAAUUCACUUCGUGAUAUAAUGAAUGCUUGUAAAGGCGCUUCAGUGGAAGCAUUGGAGGGAACUUUACAACUUGCGAUUGGUUGUCAGUCCUUGAAGAAGGCAAAGUUCUGUAUGAACUGUAGAGGGUCAAUGGUGGACACUGCGUCUGGGAGUUCAAUGGUUUGUUGCUCCUCAUGCAUGAACUUAAAGGAUACUAGUCCGCCUUUGCCUACUGCUAGAGUUAUAGAUGACAGUCGCAGGUCUCCUGAACCACUUUUAGUCCGAAGGACAUUCGACAGUGUGCCAAAGCCCUCAAUAUCACAAAACAAGAGCCUGGGCAGACUAACCAAAAAGGACCUACGGUUGCACAAGUUAGUUUUUGAGGAAGACGUGUUGCCUGAUGGAACUGAAGUUGCAUAUUAUUCUCGUGGACAGAAAUUGCUUGUGGGCUAUAAGAAAGGGUUUGGAAUAUUUUGUUCUUGCUGCGACACUGAGGUUAGCCCAUCUCAGUUUGAAGCUCAUGCUGGUUGGGCAUCACGUCGGAAACCUUAUUUGCACAUUUAUACAUCAAAUGGUGUGUCUCUUCACGAGCUGUCAGUUUCUCUUGCCAAAUGUGGGAAGUUCUCUACACAUGAGAAUGAUGACCUUUGCCAGAUCUGCAAAGAUGGUGGUGAUCUUGUAUGUUGUGAUGGGUGCCCAAGAUCUUUUCACAAAGAGUGCCUAUUGCUGCCGAGCGUUCCUAAUGAUAAAUGGUACUGCAAAUUCUGUGUGAACAACCAGAAUGAAAAAUUUGGGGAGCGUAAUGCAAAUGCAAUAGCUGCAGGCAGGGUUGCAGGGGUGGAUCCUAUAGAAGAGAUAAACAAGAGAUGUAUUCGUAUUGUCAAAACUUUGGAUACUGAUUAUGGGGGAUGUUUCUUCUGCAGAGAACAUGAUUUUGACAAGUCAUUUGGUCCCCGCACAGUCAUACUUUGUGACCAGUGUGAGAAAGAGUUCCAUGUUGGCUGCUUAAGGGAUAACAACAUGCAAGAUCUGAAGGGGUUACCUGAAGGAGAUUGGUUUUGUUGCAUAGAAUGUGAUAAAAUUCACUCUGCUUUGCAAGCUUUGGUUGCUCGAGGGGAAGAGAAGCUUACUGGUUCUUGUCUAGAUGUUGUAAAGCAAAAACAUCAGGUUGACGGUGUAAAUAACGAGGAAAGGGUUGAUUUGAAAUGGAGGCUUCUUAAUGAAAGAGUAGAUUCAUCUGCAGACAGUGGAAGCUUACUCUCUGAUGCUGUCACUAUCUUCCAUGAACGCUUUGAUCCUAUUGUUGUCGAUACGUCUAGCCGCCAAGGAAACCGCGACCUCAUCCCUUCUAUGGUCUAUGGAAGGAACCUCAAAGGCCAGGAACUUGGUGGCAUGUAUUGUGCUGUGCUGCUAGUCGACAAUGUGGUUGUGUCUGCUGCUAUAAUCAGGGUGUUUGGGCAAGAGCUGGCUGAACUUCCUUUGGUUGCAACCAGUAGCCAGUUCCAAGGACGGGGUUAUUUCCAAGCUUUGUAUGAUUGUCUCGAGAAACUCCUUGGAUCCCUCAAUGUGAAGAAUUUCAUACUCCCUGCAGCCGAAGAAGCCGAAUCCAUCUGGAUGAACAAAUUCGGUUUCACUAAGAUGACUCAGGACGAGGUGGUAAAGUUCAGGAAGGAUUAUCAGAUGAUGGUAUUUCAAGGCACAUCAAUGCUGCAGAAACCAGUUCCCAACUGCAGAAUCGUCGGCAAGUCUGAAGGCGGCUGA